AUGGAUGCCUUCUCCUACGAGCAGGCCUGCAAGGCAACGGCCGCUCUGCGGAUCGAGCAUGACAUCGAAGCCAAGGCGCGGGAAGGGCCCAAAGUCGACCCAGGACCACGGACUUCAGACAUGACAGUUGGAGAGGCGUUGCAAGAAAUCGAGGACAACAUGAUGAGUGAGAAAUUCUGGGUGGAUCUAGGGCAAGGCGUCUUCGAGACCAGACAAGCUCUCGAGCAGAAUUCAGAGGAAGGGCGGAAGAAAGCAGAAGCCUGCCUCAAGGAGGUCUCUGACCAAAUCAAAGACCUGCAGAGCAUGUACUUUGCGAAUGAAAGGAAUGUCAUCGAGCAGAUUCGCUCAUUGUUCGAACGCGAGGAGGCGGUAACUCUCGGGACGUGCCUUGCAGGAGUGAGGACUACUCGCUCCGAAGGUCAGGAGACUGGCAAGCAAGAGCAUCGAGCGAAGGGACUCCAGCAAGCAGGAUCGGAGGUGAUACAUCAGCAACAGAAAAAGCAGGGUCCGUGGACUUUCCACGAGGUCAACAACAAGAGCGAAGUUACAGUCGAGAUUGAGGUACCACCCAGCACUCAGAAGGCAGACAUCACUGCCAGCAGCUCACUGUUGGUAGCUGUCUCGCACACGCAGACGCGCACACACUUGUGCAAUCCUCCCUCUGUUUGGUAUUCGUCAAUGUACUUCCUACUUUCAGAGGUGAAGACAUGUAGCCACUUAGGCAGUAUGUUGGGGUUCUUGGCUUAG
Molecule: messenger RNA, 747 nt
Organism: Symbiodinium necroappetens
Lineage: Eukaryota; Dinophyceae; Suessiales; Symbiodiniaceae
Source: the annotation of a GenBank genome assembly